AUGUGGAGUGUCGUCACAGAAGGUCCUAUCAAGAUAGAGAAAGACAAAUCUAAGUGGACAAAUGAAGACAAGAGGAAGAACAACCUCAACAACUUGGCCAUGGAUAUCUUAUACAGAUAUCUUGACGACAACAUGUUUAACUACAUCAUAUCAUGCGAGUCUGCCAAAGAAGUUUGGGAAAGACUCACUCAACUUUGUGAAGGCAACGAGCAAACCAAAGUAAACAAGUUUUUGGUUGCCAUCCAGCAGUUCGACAACUUUAAGAUGCGUCCUAGAGAGACGAUGUCUGAGAUUGAUGUAAGAUUCAGCAAAAUCGUCGCCACUCUCUCUAUUUUGGGCAAGACCUACAGCAAUAGAGAAAUUGCUAUAAAGGUCAUGCGAGCUUUGCCCAGAGAGUGA
Messenger RNA from Impatiens glandulifera, 399 nucleotides. RefSeq lists its product as uncharacterized. NCBI's taxonomy places the organism in Eukaryota, Viridiplantae, Streptophyta, Magnoliopsida, Ericales, Balsaminaceae. The coding region runs from base 1 to 399 and encodes 132 amino acids. The record is from RefSeq and is a predicted model, not a curated record. The transcript has a single exon.